AACAGAAACCUUUUAUUUCUGAAUUCUGAUAAUUUAUUCUGUUCUUCGAGCUUCAAGUUGUAUAAAUUUGUGCUCCAUUUCCAAACCUUUCUUCUUCAGUGAUCUUUCAAAACUCUGUUCUGAGUUCUCUCUCUCUUCUUUUGAUCACUCUCCUUCUUCAAAAAUCUUGUAUGGUUAUGGCGAAAACUAUUCUCGUCACCGGUGGCGCUGGCUACAUUGGAAGCCACACUGUUCUCCAGCUCCUCCUCGGCGGUUACCGCACCGUCGUCGUCGAUAACUUGGACAACUCCUCUGAAAUUGCUCUUCGCCGGGUCAAGGAGCUCGCCGGAGAUCUCGGCAAAAACCUUACGUUUCAUCAGCUGGACCUCCGGGACAAACGGGGACUGGAGAAGGUGUUUGCUUCAACACCAUUUGAUGCUGUUAUACACUUUGCUGGACUGAAAGCAGUUGGUGAAAGUGUACAGAAACCAUUGCUUUACUAUGACAACAACUUAAUUGGAACAAUUGCUUUAUUGGAAGUCAUGGCGGCCCAUGGGUGUAAAAAGCUUGUGUUCUCAUCUUCAGCCACUGUUUAUGGUUGGCCGAAGGAGGUACCAUGUACAGAAGAGUUCCCCCUCUCUGCGACAAACCCAUAUGGACGAACCAAGCUCUUCAUAGAAGAAAUUUGUCGUGACAUAUACCUUUCGGACUCUGAAUGGAAAAUCAUAUUGCUAAGAUAUUUCAAUCCCGUGGGUGCACAUUCCAGCGGCCAUAUUGGUGAGGAUCCCCAUGGAAUCCCAAACAAUCUCAUGCCCUUUGUACAGCAAGUUGCUGUUGGCAGGCGUCCUGCAUUGACGGUCUUUGGAACUGACUAUUCAACAAAAGAUGGAACUGGCGUACGUGACUAUAUUCAUGUUGUUGAUUUAGCUGAUGGACACAUUGCUGCAUUGCGGAAAUUAGAUGCAGCUGGUGUUGGUUGUGAAUUCUUCAAUUUGGGAACUGGAAAGGGUACAUCAGUUUUGGAGAUGGUUGCAGCAUUUGAAAAGGCAUCUGGAAAGAAAAUUCCUCUAGUGAUGUCUGAACGCCGACCUGGUGAUGCUGAGGUCGUCUACGCAUCAACGCAUAAGGCAGAAAAGGAGUUGAACUGGAAAGCAAAAUAUGGAAUCGACGAGAUGUGCAGGGAUCAGUGGAACUGGGCCAGCAAAAAUCCCUAUGGCUAUGAAUCUCCAAACUCCAACUGAUGCCUUACACUAAUCUAAUCUUGGGGCCAUCUCUUAGCCCCACAGGCUUUUGCAUUUACUCUCACUUCUCCACUUUUAGAUUUAUGUUAUCUUAUGUUAUAUAAACUUCUUGGUUACGAUACAAGUUUAUCGUCACCGAGAUAUCGAUAUUUUGAAGAUUGUUCGGCCACCCCUCAAUCUAAUAAAAAGGCUCCUUUGCUUCUUUAUUGAGUUA
Momordica charantia (bitter melon) is the source of this 1434-nucleotide messenger RNA. Its product is annotated as UDP-glucose 4-epimerase GEPI48. Gene Ontology annotation, biological process: galactose metabolic process. Gene Ontology annotation, molecular function: UDP-glucose 4-epimerase activity. Lineage: Eukaryota; Viridiplantae; Streptophyta; Magnoliopsida; Cucurbitales; Cucurbitaceae. The record is from RefSeq and is a predicted model, not a curated record. Gene Ontology annotation, cellular component: cytosol.